GUUUGAUGUGCUUUUCUUUUUUAUUGUCUCCUCUCCUCUCCUUCUUCCGAUCCUGUCUUCCUCUUCUGGAGUAUUCAUGUCUGGCUUCAGGAGGCUUUAAAUGUUCAACUCGAUGGGUGUUUUAAACGCCACCGCCGCAGCCAAUGUCUCGUGUACUUGUAACUGCAAGCGCUACACGUCCCCCCAGAGCAUGGAAAUCACCCAGCUGGAGUUCGUCCAGAUCCUGGUGAUCGUGGUGGUGAUGAUGGUGAUGGUGGUGGUCAUCACUUGUCUGCUGAACCACUACCGCCUAUCAGCACGCUCCCUCAUCUCCAGACACGCCCCUGCACGCAGGAGACACCUGCCAUUGGCCAACGAGGCAGGUCUGUGGUCUUCUGAGGCGACAAGGACAACCAGUGGUCUUAACGAGCACCAGGUGUAUAACCCAGGCCUCCAGACCGAGGGGUCCCCUCAUCCUACCUACAGAGUGAGCCCCAACACCCCCCCCCACGCCCAGCCCCAGCUCCAGUCCCACCCCCAGCUCCAGUCCCACCCCCAGCUUCAGUCCCACCCCCAGCUCCAGUCCCAACCCAAGCUCCAGUCCCAGCGCUUCCAGCACACAUACGCCCCGAGUCGCUUCCAGCCGACAUACCCCUACCUACCCCAGAGUCUCAUCGAUCUUCCCCCCACCAUCUGCCUCUCGGACGGAGAGGAGCCCCCUCCGUACCAGGGCCUCUGCACCCUGCAGCUUCGGGACCCGGAGCAACAGAUGGAGCUGAACCGCGAGUCGGUCAGAGCACCGCCCAAUCGAACAGUGUUCGAUUCCCACUCCCUCAACCCAUCCAGCUCCUGUCUGCAGGCCAGUCUGCAGGCCCCUCCUCCGAGUGUCCAUUCAGGCGUCAGCGUGCUAGAAGCCCAGGAGACCUUGUCCCGGCAUCAGAAGCAGGGCUCUCGAGUAGAAGGAGCUCCCCCGACCUACAGCGAGGUGAUCGGGCACUACUACCACCCAACAUCCCUGACCCCCAGCCACAACCAUCGGACUGUAUCGUCCUCGCUAGCACCCCCGUCCUCAUUCAUACACGGCCUGCUCCGACCUCCGCCUCAGCAGCAGGGAAGUGUUGGCAACAGGAAUGCACGGAACACGAAGGAGAAAUCCCAGAAGCCCCAGCAGGUGUGACAGUACUGCCUCCUUAUUCCUAGCCUGCAGGGAGGAAAAAACAGGAUUUAUUUGUCUGCUCGCCACUUGCCAAGUGGUUAGAGCCAAUGAGGAACGACCUGGUGACUAGUAGAAAUCCACUUUGAAUGGUUUAAGGGCUGAUUCUCGUUAGUUGUAGUUGUAGCUGACAUGUGGUCAGUUUCCCCCAGUUCAUGGAUCGGGCUAGGACUGAAGAAGCAGCAUUUCGUGUCCGAGGAGCACUUCAGAUGAGCCGACGAUGCCAGAGAUGGAGGGGAGAAGGUGCGAAGGGAAAGGUGGAUACAGAAGCCUCUGUCUUCUCUUAAACAACUUCACAUCAUCCCUCCUCCAUUAGACUGAUCUAAACUAGUCUUCAUUCAUUAUACAUAUUUACUCGUUCUGUUUGUUUCUAGAGAUCUUUUGAACGUUUGUUAAUCUGUUCGUCUUUUUUCGCGCUUACAAAAAGCCGUUCUAUCAAAGGCAAAAUGGCGAAAUGUUGCAAUCUUGUUGUUUUCUUCCAGGUUUUUGUUUUCUAUUGAUAAUCCCCCUUGCUGCUUUGACGUCAUUCAGUUGGGUUUCAAGUCCACGACUGCACAGUAACCAACGUUGGCAGUGACUCCUGCAUCAGGCGUUAGCUGGGUCGCUGGGACACGUCCGCACAUUAGGCUACUUCCAGAAAGACAUUAGAUUUAGUUAGCGCUAUCUUAAACUAGCUUAGCAGUCGUAGCACAGUGCUCAAGCUAAACGUUCUGCCUUAUAUAUCGACCAACCGAUGUAGGAGUUCUCGCUAAAAUCCUUUUUUAGUUUUAGUUUUCUAAAGAAGGUUUGCACAAAGUUCAAGACUCUUCACCACAGAAACAGAGAUAUGAUUGAUGAGAGAGAAAUCGGAGAAAGUAGGGGUAUUUUUCUAAACUUGAUAGAUUCUUAUGAGUAAAGAUGUUGUUUUUUUGUGUUUUUAUAUGUUGUCUAGUUUGUAGAAAAAGAAACAUCAUUAAUCUGUUGGGGUGCCAACUUUCACGUUGAACAUUUUGCUACAUACAUGUUGGCAUGUAUUACAUUUUGAGUAUAUAUACACACAUCGAGAGCGAAAUUAAAAGCACGAAUUUAGAGUUAUUUAUAUAAUUGCUGAAAAGAAUUGCACUAUUUUUUUAGUAUGCGCAGAUGGAGCGUGUGAGAGAGACCUUUAUUGUGAAGGAGCUCUGUCUAUUGAGGCAUAAACAGAAGGAGAGACCUGAACCCACGGACCCAGCUCAGUGCACAGCAGCCGAUAUCACCAGAACAUAUCACGGGCAGAUUCUGACUUGGGUUCAAUGGACUCGGAUCUACCAUUACUGUGCCAUUGAUGUAAAAAAAAUGAAUCCUUCACUUAUGCAAAUGUCCGAGUCCUUCCUGCGAGCCAACCACAAGUCAGUAUUUAAACCUGUAGGCCCAAUCAGAAACUCUGCUUGUAGCUCUUUCUCAUCCUAUUGGCCGAAUCGUUGGCCAAUCCCAAAGCUGGCUGUCGCUACCUCGACCAAAACAAGCCAAGCACAUACGAGUUUGCUCACGUUGAUCAGAUCUUUGACACAUGCAACAAAUGUCUGAACCAAUCACAACAAUGUGUAAUGUAAGAGUAGAGUAAAGUAGAGUGUAGAGUUAGCUUGUAAUCCUGCUGUGUUAUUUUAUUUGAAUGUCAGAAGUUUUGUUCAUUGAGUGAAAAGAGAGAGAAACAAUGCAGACCAGAGACGCCUAACGUCCCCUUCCUAGUGCACUGCUGAGGAAGGAAGCCAGGUCGCCCUACAGGCCCGAAAUGAGUGAUACGCUGACUGUGCACUGCUGUGGCCACACACACAUACAUGCACACAUUAGACCAGCGUUUCUGGUCACACAUCUCCCGUUUCUUUUAAAGUCUCGACACACACACAAUCCCCGCUGUUGCAGGCAUCUUUGAGCACUUUACUGCACCAGGAAAGAGACAACAAUCUUCUGUCAGCCAGCGUCAGCCGAAAAAACUUAAAAACUACGGUAGAACCCUUUAAUAUUGUAGGUUAGAUUCCCCAACCUUUAGAGCCACACUUUUAAAAGAUGCAAAGAGUUGUGCUCCAGAACUUUAAAGAUCCUUCAAUUGGAAACAUAUUCUAACCUGAGGACCUGGAAUCAUUGACUUAUCGUUGUGAAGGCCGGGCUGGGUAUCUAAGUUCUUCAGUACUAGUACCAGUGACUAGUUUCAGUACUAGUACCAGUAACUAAUUUCAGUAUCAGUACCAACAUUACUGUGAGAAACAUAGUUGUGUUUUUCUGCAAGACUUGUCAUUUCUCAAAUGUUAAAAUGUGUUUGUCGGCUAAAUAAAAAUACAGUUUUAAUUUGGCAAAACUUUUAUUUAAUUUAGUUUAUUAUUUUAUUUGUCAGGGACCAUGCACAGUUCAAGCCCUGUACCAGUGUUAGCUAUACAGCUAAUAUACAUCUGUGGUCCCUGGGCAAGGGAGAGAAAAGGACAAUAUAGACAAUAUAAAAUCAGGAACUUUAUUAUCAAAGAAGGAGUAAAUGUGAUUAGGCAGAUACUCUGUGCUGCGGACACAGUUCUGUCAGCACCAUAACAUUAUUAUUAACAUGUUAUGUCUUUUCU
Messenger RNA from Perca flavescens (yellow perch), 3759 nucleotides. It is a transcript of the gene pmepa1, whose product is annotated as prostate transmembrane protein, androgen induced 1. Gene Ontology annotation, molecular function: R-SMAD binding. NCBI's taxonomy places the organism in Eukaryota, Metazoa, Chordata, Actinopteri, Perciformes, Percidae. The record is from RefSeq and is a predicted model, not a curated record. Gene Ontology annotation, biological process: negative regulation of transforming growth factor beta receptor signaling pathway. Gene Ontology annotation, cellular component: early endosome membrane; Golgi membrane.